AUGGCUAUGCACCAUCUCGCCCAGGGGCACCCCCAGCCGGGGUGGCCGUGGGGGAUGGCCAUGUACACCAACCUGCACUACCACCACCACCAGUACGAGAGGGAGCACCUGUUCGAGAAGCCGCUCACGCCCAGCGACGUGGGAAAGCUCAACCGCCUGGUGAUCCCCAAGCAGCAUGCCGAGAGGUACUUCCCCCUUGGCGGCAACGGGGGUGGAGACGGCAGCGAGAAGGGCCUGCUGCUGGCCUUCGAGGACGAGGCCGGCAAGCCGUGGCGGUUCCGGUACUCUUACUGGACCAGCAGCCAGAGCUACGUGCUCACCAAGGGCUGGAGCCGCUACGUCAAGGAGAAGCGCCUCGACGCCGGCGACGUCGUGUGCUUCGAGCGGGUGCGCGGCGGACUCGGCGCCGGCGACCGCCUCUUCAUCUGCUGCAGGCGCCGUGGUGAGAGCGCGGCAGCACCGGCACCGACGCCGCCACCGCCCGUGCGCGCCCCGGCACCCGCGCUGAACGCCGCCAGCGAGCAGCAGCCGCGGAGCCCCAUGUGCUACAGCACGUCGGGAUCGUCGUACCCGACCAGCCCCGCCAGCCCCUACGCCUACCACAACGAUACGCCACACGCAGGUGAGGCAGACGGCAAGAGCAGCGGCACACCUACGGCGCCGUCGAGGAAGCUCCGGCUGUUCGGCGUCAACCUCGAUUGCGGCCCGGAGCCUGAGCCAGAGACGCCGACGGCAAUGUACGGCUACAUGCACCAGAGUCCCUACGCAGCAGUGCCCGCCGUUCCCAGUUACUGGUAG
Messenger RNA from Miscanthus lutarioriparius, 798 nucleotides. NCBI's taxonomy places the organism in Eukaryota, Viridiplantae, Streptophyta, Magnoliopsida, Poales, Poaceae. The record is from the annotation of a GenBank genome assembly.